Molecule: messenger RNA, 718 nt
Organism: Vigna radiata var. radiata (mung bean)
Lineage: Eukaryota; Viridiplantae; Streptophyta; Magnoliopsida; Fabales; Fabaceae
Product: DNA-directed RNA polymerase subunit delta-like
Exons: 2
Coding region: 23-373 (116 amino acids)
Source: RefSeq, a predicted model, not a curated record
CCAUUUGUAUGUGGUUCAUAAUAUGGUGGAACCACAAAUAAUAGAAUUCAUUGAUUGGGUUGGUGGUGAAGAGGGUUAUGGUGUGGAUGUUGAGGUGCAUACUGAAGGUGAUGGCCAAGAGGGUGGUGAGGUCCAGGUUGAGGAUGCUGAUGUGGAUGAGGUUCAGGAUGGUGAGGUCCAGGGUGAGGUCCAGGUUGAGGUCCAAGGUGAGCUCCAUCAUGUACAAGAACCAGAGGUGCAUGAGGUUGAUGAUUUUGAGGUAGAAGAUUUAGGAGAGGAUGAUGAUGUAGAGGACAUUGAGGGUGAGGAGUUACAUGAAAAUGAGAGUGAGGUAGAAAGUGAGGAGGAGGAUCUACAUGAUGUUAGCGUGUAGUGUGACAUUGGGUGCUAUAAAGGAAAUGUUAGAGAAGAACAUUCCAGUCGAGUGCUUGAUUCUUUUGAAUCUUCUGACAUUGAGAACAAUAUGGAUGGUGUACGUGGGUUGUCUGACAAUGAGUGGCUGUCAGAGGAGCUGAUCAGUGAUAUAGAGGACAGUGAGGGUGAGGAGGAUGGUGGGUCCAGUAAGAGUAAGACAACCUUUCCAACUUUUAGUAUGCCAAGAAGUAUGGAUGGUUAUAAAUGGGAGGUAGGAACCUUUUUCGCUGAGAAAAAGGAAUUCAUGGAUGGUAUUCAGACUUAUGCACUUAGUAAUGGAAGAAACAUGAAAUUUAUAAAGAAU